Messenger RNA from Atta colombica, 811 nucleotides. RefSeq lists its product as uncharacterized. Lineage: Eukaryota; Metazoa; Arthropoda; Insecta; Hymenoptera; Formicidae. The record is from RefSeq and is a predicted model, not a curated record. Bases 139 to 759 code for a protein of 206 amino acids. The transcript is spliced from 6 exons.
UUACUCCAAUUAAACGAUGCCAGUAUCCAUACUGCCAGUAUCCGUUGCCGACAUCAGAAUCCACACACGACAAUUAAUAAGACAAACUAAGCAAGAGAAUUAUACAGUCCAAUCAAAAAUUGUCGUUUAUUUUUAAUAAUGAAUACAAGAGAUAGCACAUCAAAGCCUGCAAAAGAGGCUAUUAUUCAAUGUAUUCAAUCUCAUGCGAAGAAUCAGCUUCUUUAUAAGGUUUAUAACAUAAACAUGCCCGUGGACUAUCUUAUCAAAAAAGCGAACGACUACAUUAGGAAGAACGGAAAAUCUAUAAUUGUCAUUCCUGAUUUAGAGAUAUUAGGAGGUUAUUUUAAAAUAAGUAAUGGAAUUUUAAGAGAUUUGUCAAGUUUGAAAAGAAUGGGAAAUGCAACUAUAUUUACAGGACAGACAAAAAGUAUAAGAGCUAACUUUGGAUUUUCCAAACUUCAAUUAAAGUGUAAUUAUGAGCUUAUAAUUGGCUCAAUCAUCUUUAAAGGCAACAUAUUCGCAACUAUUAAUAGAUUAGGAAUAGCGGCGAAACUAAAUGUUGAUAAUGAAGAAUACAACAUGAGUUUGGAGAAUUUCCAAAUAAAACGUGGUCAAAUCACUGUAAACAUGACUGGUCUAAUUAAUGGUUUAAUGAAUAUCAUAACUAAUCAAUGGCCUUCAUUAAAUACUGAAUUGUACAAUGUGAUCGAAGUUAUAAUCGGUAAUUUUGUUAAAGAGCAAAUUAAAUUUUAUUUGUAAUUUAUAAUAAUGAAGUUUUUCAAUUAUAAUCACGCAAAAUGAAUUAACAAUC